AUGGCGCCACCACCCCCCGCCCCCCCCCCCCGGGCCCCCCCGCCCCCCCCCCCCACAUCCACCGAGGAGGCUGUGGUACGUGCCCCCCGCACCUCUGUGCAGGAGCCAUGCCACUGGGAUAGCCCCAUGAUGUGCAGUGUGUGCUCCCUGUGCCACUACUGCACUGUUCUUGGGGAGCACAAGGAGGCGGUGCAGCUGUGCCAUGCCACCCACAACUGUGCCUGCCACUGCCACCCUGGGUUUUUCACACAUGCUGGCUUCUGCCUGGAGAACACACCAUGUCCACCUGGCGCCAAUGUGAUUGCUUGGGGCACCUCAGGCCAGAACAGUGCCCAGCCGUAUCCCCCAGGCAUCUUCUAGGCCAGCAGCUCCAGCUCAGAGCAGUGUCAGCCUCACAACUGCUCAGCUCUGGCUCUUCCCAGGACACCCUAUGCAGUAACUGCAUUGGCUUCCUGCUCAGCUGGCCCUGGGGAGUGGGGAGAGCCAGAUAGGAGUCUAGACCUGCAUACUGCACCACCACCACCACCGCCCCUGUGUAGCUCCAAUACACUCACCUGCUUCACACACAGGGAUUCCCUUUUGUUCUGUGAACUCCCCAGAGCCCAGAAAGCAGAGCACCUAAGUGACCCAAGCCCCUGCCUUACCCCGACCCUCUUUGCAGGGCCUGAGUGUGAGCAUGUGCUCAUCAACUUUGUGAUCUUCCAGGAUGUCUCCUUUAAGAGGCUUCAGUGACUGUGGCACUGCAGUGUCACGGCACUCCGUGGGGCACCGGUAGCACAGCUGUUGUAUGUGCAGGGUGCAAAUGCCAGGGCUGGAGCAGAGUAUCCGCGCAUGUUUCCUCCCCAUGCACUGAGCGCGGCCCCUCUUUCAGAAAGCUUUUUUUAAAGGGGAACUUAUUAAAAGUUUAUUUUUAUAAGGCCAUUUGUAACAUUGGUUGUACCCCUGUUGUGGGGCUACACCAGCGGAACACUUGGGUAGAAGUCUCACCCCAGGCCCCCAGUUUUCUAGCCAGAAGCAUGCCCCACCCCACCCCCAGCAAGGGUCAUUGCAAGGGGCCUGGUGCUGGUGGUCCCUCCUACUGGUUGUGGCACAUGGAGGGGGGACACCUCCAGUUUACUUACUAGAGG
This is a messenger RNA of Otolemur garnettii (small-eared galago), 1127 nucleotides long. It is a transcript of the gene TNFRSF6B, whose product is annotated as TNF receptor superfamily member 6b. The record is from RefSeq and is a predicted model, not a curated record. NCBI's taxonomy places the organism in Eukaryota, Metazoa, Chordata, Mammalia, Primates, Galagidae.